ACACUGACACAACACCAAGACUUGAAAUCAAAACGAGAAACCAAACAGCAACGACCAUCAGGAGCAGAAUCAGAGUGAAUGAAAGGACCCGCUUAGAAAAGGAAAAAAGGGCUUCUUUCUCAGUUUCUCAUCAUCAUAUCCAUUAAAGUAGCCUCCUUUACCUUUCUCCGUCUCUUUCUGUCAAAUCAAAAGAGUUGUGAUUGAUCUUCUUCGUCUUGUUCUUCUAUUCCUGGAAUUGUAUUCUCCGGAGAUGAACGGCGACGAGCGUCCCUUUGAGAAUGGUUUCGAUGUUUACACCAAGGGAACGCACAAGUCGGAGUUUGACCCGAUUUUUCUGGAUUCUGGUUCCGAUCCUAUUUGGGAUGCUAUAAGAGAAGAAGCUAAGCAAGAGGCAGAGAAGGAGCCUAUUCUGAGUAGCUUCUUGUAUGCGGGCAUCUUGGCACAUACAUGUUUAGAGCAAGCUUUAGGAUUCGUCCUGGCAAACCGUCUCCAAAACCCGACCUUGUUGGCAACUCAACUCUUGGAUAUAUUUAAUGACGUUAUGAUGCAUGACAAAGGUAUUCAGAGUUCGAUUCGCCAUGAUAUUCAGGCAUUUAAAGACCGGGAUCCCGCUUGUCUGUCUUAUAGUUCUGCUAUUUUGCACCUGAAGGGCUAUCAUGCAUUGCAAGCAUACAGGGUUGCUCAUAAACUGUGGAAUGAAGAACGGAAACUAUUAGCUCUUGCAUUGCAAAGCCGAAUAAGUGAGGUUUUUGGAAUAGACAUACAUCCAGCUGCAACAAUUGGCGAGGGUAUAUUGUUAGAUCAUGGAACUGGAGUGGUCAUAGGUGAGACUGCUGUGAUAGGCAACCGUGUCUCGAUCUUGCAUGGUGUAACUUUAGGAGGAACUGGAAAGGAAACCGGCGAUCGUCACCCAAAAAUAGGCGAAGGUGCAUUGCUUGGAGCUUGUGUAACUAUACUUGGAAACAUAAGCAUAGGUCGUGGGGCAAUGGUAGCUGCAGGUUCACUUGUGCUAAAGGACGUUCCUUCGCAUAGUGUGGUGGCUGGAAAUCCAGCGAAACUGAUCAGGGUCAUUGAUGAGCAAGACCCGUCUCUGGCAAUGAAACACGAUGCUACGAAAGAGUUCUUUCGACAUGUAGCUGGUGGUUACAAGUCGGCAAUAUCUAACGGACCAUCAGCUUCAACAGGAGUUACAGAGAAAGGACACACUAACUGCACAACAUGAGAUCCCUGUAUACAUUUGCUUAUCAUCAAAAGCUAAUAUCUCAGCAUUUUCUCAAUAAGUUGUUUAUUCAAAGAUUUUGAUCUCUGGAAGUUUUUCAGUUUAUCUUCCUUAGUCUCAACGAAAUGAGACUAGCAUAACAGUGUAAAUGACUCUUGCUUGAACAUGAAAUCUAGCAUACGCCUAGAUAUUAUUACUGAAAAAAAGU
This is a messenger RNA of Eutrema salsugineum, 1427 nucleotides long. RefSeq names its product serine acetyltransferase 2. Lineage: Eukaryota; Viridiplantae; Streptophyta; Magnoliopsida; Brassicales; Brassicaceae. The transcript has 10 exons. Gene Ontology annotation, cellular component: cytosol; cytoplasm. Gene Ontology annotation, molecular function: L-serine O-acetyltransferase activity. Bases 251 to 1222 code for a protein of 323 amino acids. The record is from RefSeq and is a predicted model, not a curated record.